AAAAUAACUGGACCUAUCAUUCACCUUCACCAAAUCUAUAAAUACAAAGAUAAUCCUGAGAGACAGCACAAACAAACUCGAUCUUAUUUCUCAAGUCUAACUGUUUCAUUAUUCACUUCUCUCGCUACUUCUUCAUUCUUCUUCAUUCUUCAUCUCUUUGACUUGUGGAAAACUGAAAUGGCAACGGCGUCGUUUAACAUGCAGUCAGUACUGUUCACCGCUCCAUCCGGUGGAUUGAGCUCACGCAACAUCAGAAACACAAACCAACUCUUCUCCAAGAGGAAUGCUUCGUUGGGGGUCAGGUGCAUGGCUCAGGAUCCUAUCAAGGAAGACUCUUCUUUGCCUUCGACCUCGACCACUCAACCGCAAAUGCCGCCGUCUCCUCCACCAGUUACCAAGCCUAAGGUGAGUACCAAGUUUAGAGAUUUACUAGCGUUUAGCGGUCCAGCGCCGGAGAGGAUAAACGGGAGAUUAGCUAUGGUGGGAUUCGUGGCAGCGAUUGCGGUGGAGCUGUCGAAGGGAGAGAACGUGUUUGCUCAGAUCUCCGACGGUGGCGUCGGGUGGUUUUUAGGAACGACGGCGUUGCUGACGUUAGCAUCGAUGGUUCCGCUGUUCAAGGGAAUAAGAGCAGAGUCAAAGUCCAAAGGGUUAAUGACGUCAGACGCCGAGCUAUGGAACGGUCGGUUCGCGAUGCUCGGCCUCGUCGCGCUGGCCUUCACUGAGUACGUCACCGGCGGGAGUCUGGUCUAAGUCUCUUAUUGUGUGGUUUUUAGGGAGAAUUUGGAGAAUGAUAAGUAAAACAUAGUUUGAUUUUUAAUAUGUUUUUUUGAAGUUGUGGAACUGUCGACGUGAUCGAAUUAAAAUUUGUUCUAUUGGUUCGUUAAUUACAUGAAGACGGACGCAAAAUGAUUUUUUUUGUCAAAUGUAAAACUGAUUUUUCUCCCAAAACUAUAAAAUCGGAUUAUCCUGGUAA
This is a messenger RNA of Thlaspi arvense, 973 nucleotides long. The record is from the annotation of a GenBank genome assembly. Lineage: Eukaryota; Viridiplantae; Streptophyta; Magnoliopsida; Brassicales; Brassicaceae.